Molecule: messenger RNA, 294 nt
Organism: Rangifer tarandus platyrhynchus (Svalbard reindeer)
Lineage: Eukaryota; Metazoa; Chordata; Mammalia; Artiodactyla; Cervidae
Source: the annotation of a GenBank genome assembly
AUGACCAGCGAGGUGGAGGUGCUCAGGGUGCUGAAAACUCUGUUCGAGCAGCGCAAGGCCCUGGAUGAGAAGAGAUUGUCCAACAGCUCUCUAAGCCACAAGGAAGACGUGGCUAAGGUGACUGAGCUCCAGGAAGUCAUAUACAAGCAGUCGUGGGAGCAGAGCCAAAUGAAGGAGCAUCUGGCAGCCCUCUCUACCCAUGUGACAGAGCUGGAGGAGGACCUGGACACGGCCAGGAAGGACCUCCUAAAGUCUGACAAAGUGAACAGGACACUGCAGCGGGAUGUCUGCUAA